AAGUGAACAAGGACACAGCUAGAAAAGCGAAAGGGCUCGUGUGGUGAUUGGGCGGGUCACCGACAGCGCCGCCGUGCUCCCAGCGUUCGGCCCAGCGUACUUGAAUUGUUUUGAAUGUGCGAGGCACCGACAGAAGGGGAGCAGAACUUGAACUAAAGAUGGCGGACGUGGACGAUGAGAUACGGUCUGAACCCUCUUCUCUGCACCCCGCGGCGUCUCGGAACGGAACCGGUGUCGGUUCGGUGAGUGGUACCAGGAGCCAGAAUAUAACCAUAAUGACGACAGGCCCACGAAUGGUACGGAUUGUUAAAUCGGAAUCGGGCUAUGGUUUCAAUGUACGCGGCCAAGUAAGUGAAGGUGGACAACUGCGAAGUAUCAACGGGGAACUGUAUGCUCCACUGCAACAUGUCAGCGCCGUGCUACCUGGAGGUGCUGCAGACCGAGCUGGCAUAUUGAAGGGUGACAGAAUAUUGGAAGUUAAUGGCGUGAGUGUGGAGGGGGCGACCCAUAAGCAGGUGGUGGACCUGAUCCGGGCGGGCGAGCGGGAGCUGGUGCUGGCCGUGCUGUCGGUGCCGGCCCACGAGGUGGAGGGCCUGGAGCCCGGCGAGGAGGGCGGCAGCCCCCCCAGCUACGACUACAGCGACCGCCAGGCCGUGCCCAUCUCCAUACCCUCCUACAAGCACGUCGAGCAGCACGCCGAGAGGUUUGUGGUGUAUAACGUGUACAUGUCGGGGAGGCAGCUGUGCUCCAAGCGCUACCGCGAGUUCUCCACGCUGCACCAGAACCUGAGGCGGGAGUACAGCAACUUCAACUUCCCCAAGCUGCCCGGCAAAUGGCCCUUCUCCCUCUCCGAACAGCAGCUGGACGCACGCCGGAGAGGCCUGGAGGAGUACCUGGAGAGAGUGUGUUCGGUGCGGGUGAUUGGGGAGAGCGAUAUAAUGCAAGAGUUCCUGUCUGAAUCAGAUGAGAACUACAAUGGUGUGGCAGAUGUUGAGUUGCGAAUCGCGUUGCCAGAUAAGACAACAAUCUCCGUCCGCGUCCGCAAGAACAGCACAACUGACCAGGUCUACCAGGCGCUGGUGAUGAAGGUGGGCAUGGACAGCAUCAUGGCCAGCUACUUUGCCCUCUUUGAGGUCAUCAACCAUACUUUUGUGCGUAAGCUAGCUCCGAAUGAGUUUCCCCAUAAGCUGUAUGUGCAGAACUUGACGUCUGCGGUGCCGGGCACCUGCCUGGCCCUCCGCAAGUGGCUCUUCAGCACCCAGGAGGAGGAGCUGCUACAGGACAACCCCCUGGCCCUGCACUACUGCUUUAACCAGGCGCAGGACGAUGUGAAGAAGGGCUUCAUCAAGGCCGAGGAUAAAUCCUACCAGCUGCAGAAGCUCGCGGAGCAGCGCAAGAUGGCAAUGUAUCUGAGUGUGUUGCGUUCGUGUGAGGGCUACAAUGAGGUGGUGUUCCCUCACUGCUCGUGUGAUUCGCGGAGGAAGGGUCACGUGAUCGCCGCCAUCAGCAGCCAGCACUUCAAGCUCCACGCCUGCACAGAGGACGGCACUCUAGAGAACCAGGUGAUAGCGUUUGAGUGGGCAGAGAUGCAGCGCUGGGACACGGACGAGGAGGGCAUGGCCUUCUGCUUCGAGUACGCCCGGGGAGAGAAGAAGCCACGCUGGGUCAAGAUAUUCACCCCUCACUUUAACUACAUGCAAGAGUGCUUUGAGAGGAUCUUUUGUGAACUGAAAUGGAGGAAAGAGGUUGAGGAAGAGGCCUCUGACAAGGACAAUAAGAACUGCAGUAAUAAUGAGUAUCUGUCACCGCUGGAGCAGCCCCAACCGUGGCGACACGUAGGGGGAGAGAUCGCCACCUCCUAAAGGACACACGCACACAUACACACACACUCACACAACACCCCCAUCAGGCAUCCCACUCCUCCUCUAACACACUCCAGUCUCUCUCUCACACACACACACACACACACACACACACACACACACACACACACACACACACACACACACACACACACACACACACACACACACACACAGUGGUCAAACUAAAAAAAACACACUCAUCCCACUCCACCGCAGGGCUAUUACACUAAGGACCCAUGAAACCAGUACAAUGUCGAUGAUGAUGGUGGUGGAGGAGGAAGAGGAGGAGGAGGAGGAUGAAGAUGGUUGAUUGACAGACACAGACGCUCAUGCCAUUCGUAGAUGACACUUGAUGAUGCUCUCCACACAUUACCAGGGGCGGGACUUUUGGCUGCUAUUGUGCCCCACCAUUGGUUGGAAAGAAGCAGAACAGCAGGACUGUGAUUGGUUGGAUAAGUGCCGCCCUGGACUUGAACGAGUAUUUAUGGUUUAAAUAGCAGGUGAGGGGGGAUUGUGUGGUCUUAUGAUCAGUGUUGUAUUUGUCUAAAAAAAAAAAAACAGCUGAAGGCGGGAUCAGAAUGCUGUCGCUUCAUUGGUUGCCAUGGGCCAGUAUUGCAACACGAUUGGCCAGAACCUGAGUAUUUCCUAUGUGCUGCUAGUUUUUGAUUGGCUGACAGCAGGGAAGAAGGGGCCGCAAUUGAUCACAAACUGAGAUUCGUGUUCAUCUUACUCCUGUCUACGAUGAAACCAGAUGAAAUGAGUAUUUGUUUUUUUUUCUCUCUCAAAAGUACUUGGCACACAGACACAGACAGGGAAGAUUUCCAGCCAGUAAUGGUCCACAAAAGGCAACUUGUGGAGGGGGGAAAAACUGAAAUAAAAAUGUUAAAAACCUUCAAA
Molecule: messenger RNA, 2762 nt
Organism: Engraulis encrasicolus (European anchovy)
Lineage: Eukaryota; Metazoa; Chordata; Actinopteri; Clupeiformes; Engraulidae
Gene: snx27a
Product: sorting nexin 27a
Exons: 13
Coding region: 159-1862 (567 amino acids)
Biological process (GO): endocytic recycling; intracellular protein transport; signal transduction
Cellular component (GO): early endosome
Molecular function (GO): phosphatidylinositol-3-phosphate binding; protein binding
Source: RefSeq, a predicted model, not a curated record